Paramecium octaurelia is the source of this 460-nucleotide messenger RNA. NCBI's taxonomy places the organism in Eukaryota, Ciliophora, Oligohymenophorea, Peniculida, Parameciidae. The record is from the annotation of a GenBank genome assembly.
AAAUUAGUCAUCAUGAAUCAAUCUAUGGCUAAAUUGUAUUCUCAAGAUGGAACAGGAAGAGAUUCUUACAUCUUUUAUGAUAACGGAGGCUUUUAUCCUGGUGAUUUCAAAUUAUAAAAAACGCCAUAACAUUAAAGCUGUAAUUAUAAUUCUAAAAUUCUCAGGGGCUUACGGUACAUACUCUCCUUAAAAAACUCAUUUCAAACCUGAAAAACGAUAAUUUUAUAUUAGCGAUGGCACUGGAAGAGAUACAUAUGUAAUUAGAAAUGUAAAAGAUAAAGCAUUUUUUUCUCCUGACUUUUCAUUUCAAUUAAGAAAAUAUGAUUCUCAAAUUAUGAAUCCUUAAUAUCCAUAUAAAUUACCUCCCUUAAAGCAGGCUUAAUUAUCUAUUAAAUCUGAUAAGCAGAAAUCAUUAAUAUAGAGGCUAGCAAAACCAAAACUUAGAACUCAAAAUGAUUGA